This is a messenger RNA of Spirometra erinaceieuropaei, 868 nucleotides long. The record is from the annotation of a GenBank genome assembly. Lineage: Eukaryota; Metazoa; Platyhelminthes; Cestoda; Diphyllobothriidea; Diphyllobothriidae.
AUGCUGGAAAACCACGCUGUCUGCAGGCUGACCGAGGUCGCAGACGUUAAACUCACGGUUGAAACAACCAAAGAAGAAACAACACACUCUAUCUCUUCCUCCCACUUCCCGCCGGCCCACUUGCCAGACUGGUACGGUUAGUCCGUUCACUCUGACAGUCUGGAAUAUUCGUUCUCACUCAGACAAUUCGAGGAGCAACCGACCAGAAAGGAGGACGGCGCUAGUGGCUUGGGAGCUGCCGCGCCACAAGUUGGACAACGCUCCAAUCAGCGAGACGCCGUCCUCCGAGAAAGGCCAGCUAGAAGAUGUGAGUGCCAGCUACACCUCCUUCUGGAGCGUCCGCCCCAUGGCAGAGCGACUAGACGUGGGUAUCGCCUUUGUCACCCGGAACGACCUCGUGGGACGACUGCCCUGUCUGCCGCAGGGCAUCAACGAUCACCUCACGAGCCUCCGCCUGCCUCGUCGGGAAGGCGAAUUCGCCACCAUCAUUAGCGUAUACGCUCUGUCGAUGACCAGCCCUGACGCCGCAAGGGACAAAUUCUACGAGGACCUGCGCGCCCUCCUGGCGACUGUGUCGACAGCAGAUACGUUGAUUGUCCUUGGUGACUUCAACACCCGCGUCAGCACAGAGUAUGCUUCUUGGAAAGGAAUGCUGGGUCCCCAUGGUCUCCUCGGCACAAACAACAAUGACCUGCUCCUCCUGCGCAGAACACUGGCUCAUCCCAACCAACGCCUACUUCCGCCUCCCGAUGCAAGAGAAGGCCACCUGGAUGCAUCCUCGGUCGCGACACUGGCACCUGCUGGACUAUGUCCUCGUCCGCAGGCGAGACCAUUGAGACGUGCUGGUGACAAAUACGAUCCCGGAUGA